This is a messenger RNA of Malassezia pachydermatis, 708 nucleotides long. RefSeq lists its product as hypothetical. The record is from RefSeq and is a predicted model, not a curated record. The transcript is spliced from 2 exons. Lineage: Eukaryota; Fungi; Basidiomycota; Malasseziomycetes; Malasseziales; Malasseziaceae. The coding region runs from base 1 to 708 and encodes 235 amino acids.
AUGGUGGACGAACGUACGCUCCUGCGUUCGGCCACAGCGAAAAGGGAAGCAGGCGAGGGACCGAUACGUGAUCGAUGGGCAUCAUACCAUGUCAAAACGGGUGCUCUUCGCUGCAAAGCCUGUGAUUUUACCGUUAUUAAACAUGAACGAUUAUGGGGUCCUCAUACACUCUCCAAGUCGCAUCGUGACCAUGUACGCGCCUUUCUGGAAGCAGAAGCACAGACAGAGAAGGCAAAGCAAGGAAGUACAGAAGAUGAGAUGGUAGCCUCAUCGCUUGAAGACACACCUUCUACUCUCGUUCCCGAUUCUGCGCCAUUGAAGCGCAAAGACACAGAGUCCGACCCCACGCUGCCGCAUGACAAUAAAGCGAUGGACACAAAGAGAGCAAAGGUAGAAGACAAUUUUGACCUUGAAUGGGCCGAAUUCCAGCGCACAGUGCUCACGCCUGCCGAGCAAGGUAUGCUGAAACCAUCAUCCACAACUAUAUCGGCGGAACCGGAACUGUUUGACGCAUCGCAAGCACAAGAGCUAACAGAGAAAGAAGAGUCAGAGGCGGAACGCCGUGCGCGUCUAGAUCGUGCGGCGCGUGAAGAUAUUCUAGCACGCAUUGAAGAAGAACAGCAAGCACAGGAAGAAGGUGAAGAACGCGUAAGGGCAUUGCGUGCCAAAUUUGCUCGAAUUAAGGAGUCUCGUAACAAGCGUGUGUAA